AUGCCCGGUGUCAACGUUAGAGACGUUCCUGCUCAGCAGUUUAUUGAUGCUUAUGCCACUUUCCUUCAACGUCAGGGCAGACUUGAGAUUCCCUCUUACGUCGAAGUUGUGAAGACUGGUUCUGGUAAGGAGCUCCCUCCCCAGGACGCUGAAGGUUGGUUCUACAAGAGAACUGCUUCUAUUGCCAGACACGUCUACCUCCACAAGGACAUUGGUGUCGGUGCUUUCAGAAAGAAGUUCGGUGCUUCUGUCAGCCGUGGCAACAAGCCCUCCCACCACAGAGAUGCUUCUGCCUCCAUCAACAGAAAGGCUCUUCAGGGUCUUGAGAAGCUCGGCGUUGUGGAGCUUGGCACUGCUGGUGGCAGAAGAAUCACUGAGAAUGGCCAGCGUGAUUUGGACCGCAUUGCUGUCGAGCUCUACGCUGAGCUUAACCCCGAGGAGGACGAGUAA
Messenger RNA from Magnusiomyces paraingens, 450 nucleotides. Its product is annotated as 40S ribosomal protein eS19. Gene Ontology annotation, biological process: ribosomal small subunit assembly; translation. Gene Ontology annotation, cellular component: ribosome; cytosolic small ribosomal subunit. The coding region runs from base 1 to 450 and encodes 149 amino acids. NCBI's taxonomy places the organism in Eukaryota, Fungi, Ascomycota, Dipodascomycetes, Dipodascales, Dipodascaceae. The record is from RefSeq and is a predicted model, not a curated record. Gene Ontology annotation, molecular function: RNA binding; structural constituent of ribosome. The transcript is spliced from 2 exons.